AUAUUUUGUUUUGUUUUGGUGCUUAGGCCUAGACGCAGGCCUUCAUUUUUAAAAAGCUGCAGACUACAGACUUAAAUCUUGAGAACUAGCCUAAUCUCUAGAUCUAACUCUAGAUUCUAAUUAUAAUUAUACAUCAAGCGUAGAUUUAUUUCUAUCUAGAACAUCGGCAAGAAUAAUUAUAUCUAGAUUCUAGACUAGUAAUAGUAGACUAGAUCUAAAUAGUAAUAGUCACUAAAAAUGGAUAGUGAAGAUGAGAAUUCAAGUACAGCAAGCACCAAAGAAGAAGAAUCCUCUAGAAGUGAUACACCUACUCUUCGUUGUCGGGCCAUAAAUAGGAAUAAGAGACAAACCAAAAAAUGCAAACUGCAGUUCAAAUGCACAAAUUAUUUAAAGGAAGAUCAUGGACAACCUUUAUUUGGAAUUCAAAUAAAUUUAGUCAUGAAAGAGACAGAUCCCAUUUUAUUUGCCACAGUUGGACACAACAGAGUUACAAUCUAUGAGUGUCAUGAUGGUGGCAGGAUCAAGCUGCUUCAAUCUUAUGCUGACCCUUGUACAGAAGAAAAUUUCUAUUGCUGCGCCUGGUCCUUUGAUGAUGCUUCUGGUCAACCAAUCUUAGCUGUAGCUGGUGUUCGUGGGAUCAUCCGCAUCAUUAGUCCAACUAUGGGGCAGUGCAUUAAGCAAUUUGUUGGCCAUGGAAAUGCAGUCAAUGAGCUGAAAUUUAAGCCAAAAGAUAAUAAUUUAUUAUUAUCUGUUAGCAAAGAUCACGAUCUCCGAGUGUGGAAUGUGAAGACAGGAGUGUGUGCUGUGAUCUUUGGUGGGGUUGAUGGACACAGAGAUGAAGUACUCAGUGCUGAUUUUAACCUGAGUGGCACCAAGAUUGUGUCUUGUGGCAUGGACCAUUCCCUGAAAGUCUGGAAUCUCCAGAAAGCCGACAUCAAGAAAGCUUUGCUGGACUCACACAGCUACAGUCCAGCUAAGAAUGAUGACCCUUUUCCCACAGAGUAUUGCCAUUUUCCUGACUUUUCAACCAGAGACAUCCACAGGAAUUAUGUGGAUUGUGUGCGGUGGUUGGGGAAUCUGGUCUUGUCAAAGUCUUGUGAAAACUGCAUUGUGUGUUGGCGGCCAGGAAGCCACCAUGACCCACUCAAGGUCAAAUGUGAUGAGCCAGCCAAGGUGAGAUGUGAGGAGCCAGCAAAGAUGAAAUGUGAUGAGCCAGGCAAGGGGAAAUCUGAUGACAAUGUGUGGGUGCUCCACAGGUUUGAGUACAAGGAGUGUGAAAUCUGGUACAUGAGGUUUUCACUGGACUACAACCAACAGGUGAUGGCACUGGGCAAUCAAGUGGGUCACAUCUUUGUCUGGGACCUGGAGGUUGAUGACCCCACACAGACUAGAUUCACCAAACUGUCUCACCACAAAUGUAACUCAGCCAUCCGGCAAACAGCCCUGUCUAAAGAUGGAAAUAUCAUGCUGGCAGUCAGUGAUGAUGGGAGCAUAUGGAGAUGGGAUAGACUUAAAUGAAAUAUUUGUUCUUCAACCACAGUUAUAAAUAAAACAAUUGUUAAAAAUUUGA
Physella acuta is the source of this 1570-nucleotide messenger RNA. Its product is annotated as polycomb protein EED. Gene Ontology annotation, molecular function: protein binding. Lineage: Eukaryota; Metazoa; Mollusca; Gastropoda; Physidae. The record is from RefSeq and is a predicted model, not a curated record.